AUGGUUGGCGAGAAGGUACCAAACUAUUUGACGCCCUAUUUUGGUAUCUACAGUGGUGUUUACUAUUACUGUUAUACUGAUCGGUGUAAUGAUCCAUCGAAAUUAAAAUUAUUAUUACAAGCAACAACAACAACAACAUUUACAUCAACUAUAAUUCAACCAUUUCUUACACCACCUCUACCAUUAUCAUCCUGUUUAUUCUAUAACAAUAAAACUGAAUUAGAUUAUGAAUGUGAAAUUCUUUCUGCUAAUAUAACACAAUGUUCAUCAUGUGUAACAAAAAUGAAAACUACCAACAAUGGUGCUACACUUGAUUUCUGUGCUGGAUGCAAUGUAUCACCAAUAUUUAGUUAUUCAGAUCGUACGAUUUAUAUAUUAGAUGCCAAUAUUCAAAUUACAACUGAAACUGAAAUUCGUUGUAAUAAUCAACCAAAUUGUAAUACAAUAUCAACUAUACAAAAUAUACAAAAACAAUAUAAAAAUGAAUUUAAUUCUCAACUAUUUCUAGGUUCAACAGGAACGACAAUAACAUAUCCAACUCUAUCAUUGUGGUCAUUUGUUUUAUUACUAAUAAUCUUUUUGAAUUAG
Molecule: messenger RNA, 588 nt
Organism: Didymodactylos carnosus
Lineage: Eukaryota; Metazoa; Rotifera; Eurotatoria; Philodinida; Philodinidae
Source: the annotation of a GenBank genome assembly